AAAAAUAUCUAAAUAUUUUUCAGACAUCACAUCGUAGGUCACAAUUAUAAUAAGUCUAUUUUGGAUUUAUAAUGAAAUAUCUGUAAUUAAUAUGUUUAAUAAGUUGUUAAUUUUAUGUUCAGUGUUACUGUGCAAGUUCGCUUCAUGUGAUUCAGUUACGCCUUUAGACAAAAAUGUAGGAGAUAAACAAUUUAUAUACAAUACGUACAAAUAUGACAGUUUGAUCAAUGUUGUGGUCAACAAUGAGACUGAGCAGAUAAUGGACUUUUCCGAGGAAUCCCCGUUAUACAGAGGGUUCCCGACACGAGUGCACGUCUCAACCAACGACACGGUCAGUGUAGAUCAUCCCAUCUUCAUCACUGCCACGCAGCAGAAAGGAGUGUCGUCAUGGGAGCUGCCGCUCCAGGUGUCCGCGGCGCAAUCCUCAAUGCUUUACACCAACAUGGCGCGCACGCUGUGCCCACACGACGCCGGCCCAAAUAUAACAUACGUGAAUCGUCCGCAACUGACGCUGUCGACGUUCAGCGCGAGCAACGUCAGCGUAAAUGUCAAAUUACGACGGGUUGUCGACUUCUUUGUGCCGCUUGACCAGGAGGUAUCAGUGGUGGCCACACCGAGCACCCCCAAGUAUUUCUAUUUCUCCUUCGACAGCGAACCACCGGACAACCACACCAGGAGGCAACAUCUACUACCAAGAUUCAACUACACGAUGCCGAAGAGCGUGAUACUUAUAGUGGAAUCGGAUAACGACGUUUGCGCAUUGAUCUCUAUACAAAACAACUCGUGUCCGGUAUUCGACAAUGAAAAGGACGCCUUAUAUCAAGGGUACCACCAAACCAUGACUAUUAAAGGCGGGAUCACCCUCACUCAAAAUAUGUUCCCGUCGGGUUUCUACGUAAUGUUCAUAGUCAAACAGACAGAUGACGAAUGUGUCGGCGCCAAUGACGUACUACCAUCGCCUGACACACUGACCAGCUUAGGAAACAGGACGAAACACUUUAGGUUUCGUGUGAUCGCAACAAUAUCAUACAAGGAAUACGUUAUCGGCGCUUUGGUCACUCUAGCUCUGAUAUUCCUUGUGGCUAUUUUAGUCACUAUAGUUGCUUUACCGGCCUUCUCCUGUGCGCCACAAGCAAUCUUGAUUCCUGUCGAGGAUCCCAAUGCUGAAGCGCCAGGACCAUCGGGCUCUGGAGAACCGCCGCCCGCUACUUCGUCUAACAAAGUGAAUGACUCCGACGAAGAUUCCCUGUCAGACUCGAUUCCCGAAUGGCCCGAACCGCUAGCUCCGUUGACGGUGGCCGGUCUCAGUCGAGCCAAGCCCCGCGCUCACAAUCGAUGGUCUGAUAGAUAUUUCUGGAGCGCUUUGACAGUAGCAGUGGUAUACGCACUACCUGUAAUACAACUACUUUAUACAUAUCAACGUAUGGUGUUCCAAACAGGCAAUCAAGACUUGUGUUACUACAAUUUCUUGUGCGCUCACCCGCUUCCCGCCCUCCAAAUGUCCGACUUCAACCAUGUUCUAUCUAAUAUAGGAUAUGUAAUAUUGGGUCUUACGUUUAUGCUUCAAGUGAGGGUUAGGCAGAGGAAUCCACCUUUACCUGGUUUAGGCAUAUCUCAACACAGUGGGUUGUUUUAUUCCAUGGGCUUAGCUUUGUCUAUGGAAGGUCUGCUGUCAGCUUGCUACCACCUGUGUCCCAACAAAAUGAACUUUCAAUUUGACUCGUCGUUCAUGUACGUGAUAGCUGUGAUAUCGAUGGUGAAGUUGUACCAAAAUCGUCAUCCGGACGUGAAUGCCAGCGCUCACGCUACUUUUAUGUUGCUCGCGUUGCUUAUCGUUAUAGGUUUGUUCGGGAUAAUGUUUCCAAGCGUUUGGUUCUGGGUGUUCUUCACGAUACUUCACUUGAUGACGUGUCUUGUGCUCACAGUUAACAUAUACUACGUGGGACAGUUUAAAUUAGCAGAGUGGGCGCGCCCGCGAUGCGUGUGGUCGGCGCUGCGCCGGCGCCGGCGGCCGCGCUACGCGGCGCGCGCGCUGCUGCUGGCGCUGGCUAACGCCGCCAAUUGGGCUUUGGCUGCUUAUGGUCUCUACAUGCACAAGCGCGACUUCGCUCGCCAUCUAUUAGCCAUAUUGAUGGGCAACACGAUACUGUACACGUGGUUCUAUGUGGCGAUGAAGCUGACCAAACGGGAGAAGGUGGCGCCACCGGCGUGGGUGUACUUCGUCGGCGCUCAUGUUGCUUGGUUCGUCGCCGGGAAACUGUUUCUGGACUCUAGGACUAAGUGGUCGGAAAGCCCCGCUCAGUCGCGUCGCCACAACGCAGUGUGCUCAGCGCUACAAUUCUACGACUCCCACGACCUCUGGCACGUUGCGUCAGCAGCUGCGCUAUAUCUAUCCUUUAAUCUACUUUUAGUUAUCGACGAUCCCUUGAAAAAUACUCCGAGAGAUUUGAUACCAGUGUUUUAAUGGCAAAAACAAAGUUUUUUUUUUACAAAAGUGUCAUUUUUUUCUCUGACGACAAUAAAAGCUUGUAAAAUCACGCAACAGCGUUUUAACAUGACUCAUAGCGCCAUCUGUUGUUGUAUUUGUACUUUAUGUUACCAUUAAGAACGAUUGUUCGAUAAAGACUCCCAAGAGAUUAGACAACGAUGUUUUAAUAGUGAAAUGUCGCAACCGCGUUUUAAUUUGACUCGUAGCGCCAUCUGUGGUUUAUUUUGUAAAUUAUGUUAUCAUUGAUAAAUUAUUGUCCGAUUAAUACUCGGACGUAAUUACUAACUAUUAAAAAACACUGACGACAUGUAUACAUGAGACUGUUUUUUUAGCUUAAGGUAUGUUUAUUAAAAAACAAAGUAAAGUUACCUAAUUACAUUUUAUGAUUAAAAAUUAAAAAAAAAGAUAAAGUCAAAAUAUUUGUUCAGAAAAUUAAAUAAUAUAUAUAAUAGUUACAUGUAGCAUACGGCAGUUACGUGCCCCAUCCUCUCGCGUAACUGUAAAUCACAACCACAUUACUGAUACCCCCCCCUUGAAAUAAAUGGGCUACCUACUUAAGACAGGAUUCAAAUUAAAUAUUACCAUAUACAAUAUUUAUUUUUACCUGUAUAAUUGUCGUAAACAUACCCAAUCAUUUGAACAAGUUACAAAUUGUGUAUUUUGUAGAUACACGAGAUUACAAUAUAUUGAUUGAUUGAUUGAUUGAUUUAUUGAUUAAUUGAUACGUGGAUUGUAUCCGUGAGGCUAAUAGUCACAGUUGUCAAGGAAGUGGAAAAAAACGGAUUUUAAUUGAUUGCCAUUGCAAUAUCAAAUAGAAUGUACACGAUUGGUUGAUAAACGCCAAGUGUUGCCAGCCGACAGGAGACAGCGGCCACAUUUAUUUUUAUCACUUUCUUGACAGACUGUAUUAUACUUGUGUCUGCUAUUAACAAUGUUUUGAUACAAGAUAAAAAUAUAUUGCUAUCUCUUUCAUCUGUGGUCCGCCCUUUCUUAUAUAUUGCGAGGUAUAUAGGUAUAAAGUAUAUAGGUGUAACGUCAUCGUAUAGUUAGAUAUUACACCGUGAAAAGAGAGGUAACAGAUGAAUGAGAUAGCAAUAUGAAUAAUUGACUGGAAUUUGUAUCAAUAUAUUUUUUUGCUGGACGUUUCAUAUAUUUCUCCACGGUCUUUCUGUCCAGUGUGCAUAUUAAAUGUUUUUAACAGAGCCGGCUCCUAUACUACCUAUACCUAUUGCUUCAUGAUUGUAUUCAAAGUUAUAGUAAUGGCUGUGAAUUAUUUUGAGACAAGGUACAAGAUUAUUUGCAAAGCACCACCUACCUCGCAGCGCUUGAAACCUGGUAGGGUGUGACCAGAGUUGUGUUUCCGCCCAGUUUCUACCCAAACAGUCCGACGCAAACCCAACUAUAAGAUGAGCUUGCGCCGCCCUGUUUGGGAAAAAACCGAACAAAUACUGGACGUAAACCCACCUAUAGAUGUGACGCAAAUCGUCCCAUUCGCAUCUCGUCCAAAUCGCAAUUUGUCCCAUUCUCAAGUCGUCCCAUUAUCAAUUCGUCCCAAUCUCAACUCGUCCCGUUCUCAAGCCAUCCCAUUCGCAACUCAUCCCAUUCGCAACUACCUGUUGUAAAAUAUAAAUGGGACGAAUUUCGAUAGUGUGACGGCUUGCUUCAUACCCAGCUGAGCACAUGAACCGUAACGUUUUUUCUACGAGUUUGAUAAUAAAACUUUGAUAAUUUUUUUUUUUUUAAUAUAUUUAUUUACUAUUGUCCUGCCCUUAUAAUCGUAUAACUAUGUUAGCUUUAAAUCAUUUAGAUGUUAACGCCUGCGCAUUAGCGCAGCCGUCCCACCUCACCCGCGAUCCACAUUGAGUGUUUAGCAUUAGAACGUACAAUUAAACAGAUUUAACUAAUUAUCAAAACUCGUCAAAUCAAAUCAUUAAUUCAGAAAUUAGACCUUCACAGACACGUUUUCACGUCAAAUUUUAUAUUAUAUAGUAAUUUCUCAGAAGCUACAAACUAUUGGCGAUGUCAGCUAUCUAGUCGUGCGCGAGUGUUGGUGUUUUAAAAAUAAUACUGUAUAUACAAUUAAUUAGGGUGUCUUAACACCCUGUAUAUAAACUUAGCUAUAGACUGACAAAGUUUUACUAAGCUUCGACUAUAUUUUAUAUAGCUUCUUAUACUACUCCUUCAGUUUUAUUCAAGACCUUUUUCAUGAUGAGUUCGUUUCGACAACUCGCUUUCAUUAACAAUAGAUUACUAUUAAUUUAAAAUGUCUUCAUAAAUCACUAUACUUUUAUGUGCUUUGUCUGUUUAUAAUAUAUUUUAUUUAAUAUUAGAUAAUGUAAAUCGAAGCCAAAAUCCAUAAAUAUUGGCGUAAAAGAAAAUGAAUGGUUUCUUUGAGAAUACCUUUUCCUUGUAGUUCCAAGUUAUCAAAUAUUUAUAAUCUAAGCAGAUUUUGUACAAAUAAACAUUUUAUACGCUUUC
Plodia interpunctella (Indianmeal moth) is the source of this 4966-nucleotide messenger RNA. It is a transcript of the gene Sir-1, whose product is annotated as SID1 transmembrane family member 1-like. NCBI's taxonomy places the organism in Eukaryota, Metazoa, Arthropoda, Insecta, Lepidoptera, Pyralidae. The record is from RefSeq and is a predicted model, not a curated record. The transcript has 20 exons. The coding region runs from base 92 to 2464 and encodes 790 amino acids. Gene Ontology annotation, molecular function: double-stranded RNA binding; RNA transmembrane transporter activity. Gene Ontology annotation, cellular component: lysosome; plasma membrane. Gene Ontology annotation, biological process: RNA transport.